Molecule: messenger RNA, 3396 nt
Organism: Notolabrus celidotus (New Zealand spotty)
Lineage: Eukaryota; Metazoa; Chordata; Actinopteri; Labriformes; Labridae
Product: kinesin-like protein KIF16B
Exons: 4
Molecular function (GO): phosphatidylinositol binding
Source: RefSeq, a predicted model, not a curated record
ACGUCUGUUGUGAAUCUUCUGAGUCGACCCUUUACUCUUCACCUUCUCCCUCUUCUCCUAUCUUACCUUUUCCCCCUUCCCGUGACCCGGGGACUUCCUCCGCAGCACCUGGUCUCCCGUCCUCUGGGGACGAGCUCCGACGGCCUUCUGGAGCCCGUUAAAAUUAGCAUUCCUCGAUACGUCCUCCGGGGGCAGGGGAAGGACGAGCACUUUGAGUUUGAGGUCAAGAUCACUGUGAUGGACGAGAUGUGGACUGUGUUCAGACGUUACAGUCGCUUUCGGGAAAUGCACAAGAGCCUGAAAUUAAAAUAUCCAGAGCUCGCAGCGCUCGAGUUUCCUCCCAAGAAGCUGUUCGGGAACCGGGAUGAGCGAAUGGUCGCCGAGCGCCGGAACCAGCUGGAGCGGUACCUGAGGAACCUUUUCCGGGUGAUGCUGUCGUCCUCCAGCUCUCCUCUCAGAGCCGACGCAGACGGCGGCUUCCGUCUCACCAAACACGCCGUCUGCGAGUUCUCUCCGUUCUUCAAGAAGGGCGUGUUCGAGUACAGCAGCCACGGCACCGGCUGAGACCCUCUCCAAACCGAAGCUGGACUGAAGCUUGGGUUUGGGCCUCAGAGGGGUCAAAGAACAAAGACUUGAAGGUCAGUCUCUCUUCUGACGGAGGAGGAGUGGAAGUCGUCCACGUGGAAACUUUCUCAUGCUGAAUGUUAAAGUGGGAACUGUAGCACUCUGUUUCAAGAGUUUCAUGGUGACCUGGCUUUCUGCGCUCUUCAGAACCUUUACAGUAGACCAGGUUUCACUCACACACGCACUCUAGCAAUAAACAGCUCUAUAAUUAUUAGAUUUAACACAGCUGUGAUAUCUAUAAUCUCAUCGUCACAUGAAGGUGGAGGGUUUGAAUCCCUGCUGAGUUCAGAGGCUCAUCACAGGUCCGCUGCAUGUUUGAUUCUCUGCGGCGGCGUUUAAAAAGUCUGCUGACAGAAGAGAAGAAGAAGAAGAAGAAGAGGAGGGACAUGAAACAGGCUGUAAUGGAAUCCUCAGGAAGUUGCUGAUCUACCACGCCCUUAUUUGGUGCUUUGAGUGUUUUGUACGGUGUCCCUGAGAGCUCACAGCACUGCAUCUUAAGAAAACACAUGCAGAAAGACAAAACACAAACAAGCUAAGAAAAACAUCUUCAUCAGUUUGACAACACACGCAGCAUUUAGAAAAACACUCUGCAAAGACCACAACACAACAGAAGUGUUUCCAGAGGACACUUAAAAGUGAUGCACACUCCCUGCAAGAGGCUGAAUCAUGUGAUCACAAUGUUAAAAUAAACAAAAAACACUUUCUUUUUUAUCUCAUUUUCCAAAACAACUGACAGUAAGAGAACCUUAAUAGUGUCUGGACGUGUGCGUCACUUUUAAGUGUCCUCUGGAAACACUUCUGUUGUGUUGUGGUCUUUGCAGCGUGUUUUCUAAUGUGUUGUUGUCGUUGUGUUUUGUCUUUCUGCAUGUGUUUUCCUAAGUUGCAGAAAUCAGAAGCAGAAGAAAAACAACAACAACAACAACAACAACAACAACAACAACCUUCUCUUUAGUGCCGUCACACUCAAACUACUACAACUAGUUGUUGAUGGAAGAACAGGAGGAGUUGCUGGUCUGUUGCUUUUACAGAUCUGUGUUAGUGUCACUUUAAAUACUGAGUUCAGAUCCAACUCAAUAUUUAAUAACAAAAAUGUCUAAUCAAGGCCGGAGCAGUGAAGCAACUUCCACCCAUAGUCUGUAUAAAUAUGGACGUAGUAUCCGUGACGUCACCCAGCGCCGUUUUGAAGCCAAUCGACGGCGGCAGCCAUAUUGGAAAUGCUGAACUCAACCAGGCAGAGUGUGACGUAAAGGGGCGGAGUUUGAGCCUCUUCGCCAAUAGCUAUGUGUUCCCGUCCGGGAGUCACGUCAGUCACGUCCUUAUUUGGGCAAAAAGCUUGUAAUCUUAAUAACUUCUGAACCGUGGUGUUAUAAAUGAAUUCACCCCCCGUACAGUGUGUGCUGAGAGAGAAUUGAGCUAUCCAGACUACACUCAUUUUUUGAACCAGGCUGUAAACAUGUUUAUUAAUGCUGCAAAGAUCCUCUUUUUCCCAUUCAUGUCUAUGUGGUUUCCUGUGUUUCUGCAGCCAGCCUCUAGUGGACGCUCGAUGAACUGCAGUUUAUAACACUUCCACACUGGCUUCAUAGUUUGAGACCUUCCUGCGGGAACACAGGAGUUGUUGCUCUCCCCUCUGUCCCUCGGCCUUAUGGGUAUUAAAUAAUAUCGUGUUGGUUCCAAACUUACGUUAAGGCGCCGUGUUCACUAACGCAGUUUUUUUGCACGACCUCGAUUCCAGAGCGCUUCUCUCAGGCGUUUACUGUUGCUAGCUUAAAAGUCGUCCGCUUGGCUAAGUAGUGACGGUUAGCUCUGUUUGGAGCUCCGUUUGCUUCAUACUUACUUUCAUUCCACGACAUUUCAUCCAUAAACUGUUGAUGUAAAUCGUGUCGGAGCGUUAGCGGCGGCUCUAAAUGCUAACUUUUCUCCUCCGUUCAACCGCAGUCAUUGUUGUUGGCAAAGUUGAUUUCAGAAGUCACGCCCCCUUCUUGAGAAACUGAACCACCAUGAGUUUGAAAAUCGGCGCUGCUGGACACGGUACCUUUAAAACACCAACCAACAGAUCCAGGCCGCAGUGGAUCAACAGCUCCCCCUCUCUGUGAGGGAUCACUUGUGUUUUUAAACGGAGGUGUGUUGCAGCCAUUACAGCCUGUUUCGUGGACGCCAGCUUCAUCGACCUACGGGAGAAUUUCAAAACAUGUCGGGCCUGAUAUUCAUGAACACUACAAAGUAAAGCAUGAUUUAUAUUAAGCUUCAGUUUGAAAAUAUCAACACAUUAUUCACAUUAAAGACUCUUUAUGGAACAUUAUUAACAUCUACAUCUACAGUACCAAUAAUGAAACGUGGCAUAGGGAGGGGGAGUUCGUACCCCUGGUAAUACACCACUAACAUGUACGCAUUAUUUCAAACCUGACCUUUAUUGAGUCUUCUUCAACACACACACACACACACACACACACACACACACACACACACACACACACACACACACACACACACACACACACACACACACACACACACACACACACACACACACCACACACACACACUCACACUCACACUCACACUUCCGGUCUGGUCAGCAGCUCUCUGAACAGGAACAGGUUUUGGACUUGAGUCUAUCAUGUACCGUAACAUGAACACUGCAUUUCCUCUGAAGCCAUACUGUGUGUAUAUAGAAUGUAAAUGAUCAUGUGCAGUUUUUCUAUUCCAUAUGCUCGUAUGCGAUGUAAACGAUUGACAUUGAAUGUCAGUAAAGGGAAUGUACCAAAACGUUCA